Messenger RNA from Trichobilharzia regenti, 3082 nucleotides. The record is from the annotation of a GenBank genome assembly. NCBI's taxonomy places the organism in Eukaryota, Metazoa, Platyhelminthes, Trematoda, Strigeidida, Schistosomatidae.
CUGAAAACGUGAAAAUUUUUCUCUCUGGUAUAUAAAACUGCCCAAACAUUAACAUUUUGAAUGCUUAGCUAAACAAAACAGCACAACUAUGUACGGAUUAAUCAUUGUUGGCGUUCAACACUAUGUGGAAUCUAAAUAUGGCGAAGAAUUAUGGAUGAAAAUUGUUGAAAAAUGUCAUCUAGGCUUGUUAAGUUUUCAAACACAGAAAGUUUAUUCUGAUCAUGUGUUGAAACGUUUAUUUUGCUCAUUAAGUGAUGAAGUCGGCGAAAGUGUUGAACAGUUAACUUAUCAAAGUGGUUUAUAUUUUGCAGCAUUCACCUCAGAUUAUGGUUAUGAAAAUUUACUACGUGUUCAAGGCAGAGAUUUCAUCAGCUUUUUGCAUAAUUUAGAUAAUUUACACGAAUAUUUACGUUUUUCUUAUCCAAAAAUUAGACCACCAUCAUUUUCUAUUGUUAAAGCGACACACAAUUGUAUCCGAUUGAAGUAUUCAACUAAACGUGAUGGUUAUACGCAUUAUGUACGUGGGCAGUUGAUUACCCUGGCUAAACGACUGUAUGAUUUAGAUAUAAGAGUUGAAUUAAUCGAUAUGAAAGUUGUUAAUUACGUGUAUCAUACCACAUAUGAUAUAUAUGCACUGAAUGAUCGACAUUGGAUAGAUCCACAAAAGUAUUAUGUUCAAAAACCAUUAGACAGUUGGGGGGAUACAAUUGCCAGUAAUGAAUUUUUCAAUAUAUUUGCUUUUUCACUGCUAAUUACAAAAGAAAUGAGGAUAAGGAAGGCGAGUAAUUCAUUCCAUAAACUGGAUCCAACACUUGAAGGUUCAAGUUUCAGUGAAAAAUUCCUCCUGUCUCGUCCAUUUAUUCAUCCUUCUUUAGAAGAGAUAAAAUUACAUAUGCACAACACAUUUGAAUUGAUACUUAUGAAUGAUCCAGGUUUGAAAAAAACAUGUGAACAAUUGGUAUCUGGUCAGAGAGCAUGUAAAUUUAGAGGUGAAAUGCGUUAUGUAGAAGAAUGGAAUAUGCUUUUAUUUCUAGGUGCACCAUCUAUACGAGAUACCAAGCAACUGAAUGAACACGGUCUCUACAUAUGUGAUUUAAACAUGUUUGAUCGAAGCAGAGAUGUGAUCAUUUGCGGUGAUCAACAUUCCGAUGAGUUAUUGAAAUUAUUUCAAAAGCAACGUAAAAAGAGUGAAGAAUUAGAAAAAAGUAUGAAGCAUUUGGAUAAAAUGCGAAGAAUAACUGAUCGUCUUUUAUAUCAAUGUAUUCCAAAAGCUGUUGCUCGUCAACUUCGUGAUGGUACACCAGCAAUUGAAACAAUACAGGCUUAUGAUGCUGUGAGUAUAUGCUUUACAAAAGUGUUCAAUUUCAGUGCAAAAUGUAUGCAUACAAGUGUAAAUCAAGUUGUUGAACUAUUGAAUAAAAUGUAUACACUUUUCGAUGAUUUAACAGAAAGUUGUAAUGUUUACAAAGUAGAAACUAUAGGAGACAGUUAUAUGCUAGUCUCAGGAGCUCCGUAUAAAACACGAUUUCAUUCAGCGCAUAUAGCUGAAAUGGCAUUGAAUAUAUUAAAAGUUACUAAUGAAUCUUUGUCAUGGCCAAGAUCUACCAAACGCAAACAUUCCAAUGAUAGUGAUGAUAACGAUGAUGAUGAUGAUGACAGUGAAGAGGAGGAAGAAGAAAAACUGAGACUUUUCAUUGGAUGUCACAGUGGACCAAUUGUAGCUGGUAUAGUAGGUCAUAAAACUCCAAGAUAUUGUCUAUUUGGAGAUACAGUGAAUACAGCUAGUAGAAUGAUGACUUAUGGAAUGCCUGAUCGAAUCCAUGUCAGUCAAACAUUCGCCACGAGUCUAUCGGAAUUUCCAUACAUUUUAGAAUUCCGUGGGGAAAUCAGCGUGAAGGGGAAAGGUAAGAUGAGAACCUACUUUGUCACUGGUCGAAGUAAUGACUACAAAUUACCGAAUAAACUAUUUGGAAAUCAAUCUAAUUUUGCUGAAGUUUUAGAAGAAGAUGUUGAUCAAAUAGAAUCAGAUCAUUCAACCUUAUCCUACGAGAAAUCAGUUUCUGAUGAUGACGAUAAUGAUGGGAAUAACAAAUCAGAUUGUGUCAAGGACGACCUAUCUGAUGAUGAUGAUGAUGAUGAAGAAGCUAAGGAUAAUAUCUCAGAAAUUUCAACUGGAGUUGAUUUGGACGACCUUGAACAUUUUGACAAAUUCAAUGCUGAAAACAGAUUUAACGCUUUUAAUGAUUCUACAAUUAAAUGUGAUGCCGUGAACAACAGAGCAAUCAGUAUGAUAGAAAAAAUGAAUCGUCCAAAAAUACCAAUAAUACAUAAAGGAAAAGAAUAUAUAAAUGAUAACAUGGCAUUAGAUAAAAUCACAUCAACUGAUCUACGCACUAACGUAUAUAAUACUGAUAAUCGUAUCACUAGUAGUAAUAGUAGUUGUAGUAAAUUUUUAACAGCUAACGAUAUUUCUCACCAUUUGUCAGGAUUAAGCGUAAAUCCAUCAUCUUCACUUGGCCGGAAGACGCGUGACAGUCUGGAAUUAGAUCAUUUGACUAAGUAUUGUCUACAGUCUAAGAAAACAAAAGAGAUGUGUCGUUUUACACCAUCACCUAACCAUAAAAAAGAUGUGAAAUUCGAUUUGAGUAGUAAAGCAGUGAUUUCUGAUAAUUAUGGCACUGGUUAUGAUGAUUAUCUACAGACAACAGAAUAUGAUUCUACCGAAAAUGAUGAUGAUAAUAAUGUAGAAGAAGCAUCGAAUAGCAAGAAAAGUGCUGCUGUAAAAUUCCACUCCCCUGAACAACAGGCGUUAAUCGAUAUGAAUUCGAAAAACAGUCCAAUCAUGGAACAAGCUUACGAAGGUGAUGUAUUAAAGUACAGAAUUGAAAGAUUCAGAAAAAUGAUGAAAGACGAAUCAUUUAGUCAAAUGAAUGCAGUUACCUUCACUUCAUCUGGAUCUGAUCUAUUCAACGAGCUUACCGAACCACUGUCUUUAGGCUUAACAGAAUUGGCAAUAGUACGACCAAGUGAACCAAUAAAAUAUCUGGGAUCAUGGCUUAAAUGUUACACAUCAAUGAAAUGA